This is a messenger RNA of Episyrphus balteatus (marmalade hoverfly), 2679 nucleotides long. Its product is annotated as ATP-binding cassette sub-family G member 1-like. NCBI's taxonomy places the organism in Eukaryota, Metazoa, Arthropoda, Insecta, Diptera, Syrphidae. Gene Ontology annotation, cellular component: plasma membrane. Gene Ontology annotation, molecular function: ATP hydrolysis activity; ABC-type transporter activity; ATP binding. The transcript is spliced from 12 exons. The coding region runs from base 563 to 2362 and encodes 599 amino acids. The record is from RefSeq and is a predicted model, not a curated record.
GCUGUACGCAACUAAAGUCAGUCUGAGUGUCGAGAGGCUUUCAAACAGAGCUGCGCGGAAUUUGUUGAAAGUUUUUUUAAAUUAAGAGAAAUAAAUUCGCGAAUUAAUCACAUUGACCGUGGCGCUAAAUUUAUUUUCUUUUUGUAUUUUUAUUUAAAUAAAAUUAUUAUUGUUUGCUUAUUAACUUUUAAAUUUAUUUAAAUAAAAAAAAAAAAAAAUAGAAUCACAAUUUUUGAAACAAAUUGUGUUGGUGUAUAAUAGAAUCAAAAUCAAUUGUUAAAUUCUCGAAUAAAUGUUUAACAAAACGGGGUUGUGAUACCUUAUACUUGGCCUGUGAAUUCAAAACCCUUUUGUGUUAAAUUUAAUUAAAUUAAAAAUCUUAAUAGAAAUUGCCAAUAGCAACUUUCUAUUGUGAAUAAACCGUCAAAGUUAAAGUGAAAUAAAUACACAAAAAAUAAGAAAAAAAAACAACAAUAACAGUGUUUAAAUCGACCCAGAUAUGAGCUUAAAUUAGUUGAAGUUUAAGAAAGUUACAGAGAAAUAUCACGCACGCACCAAAAUCAUGGCUAAGAUGGAAAAGAAAAUUCGUUCUGUGGAUAUAACAUUUUCAAAUUUAACAUAUACCGUCGAUGCAAGAAAUGCAAAGAAAGAUGUACUUAAAUCAAUAUCAGGUAAUUUCAAAUCAGGAGAAUUGACUGCUAUAAUGGGUCCAUCUGGAGCUGGUAAAUCAAGUCUGAUGAAUAUUUUAACUGGUUUUGUAAAAUCUGGUGUCAAUGGAACAGUAUCAUUUGGAAAUACUUCAAAGUCACGUAAAAUGUGUUGUUAUAUUUUACAAGAUGAUCAUUUUUUCCCAUGGUUUACCGUUGAAGAGGCUAUGAUAUUAGCAGCUACAUUAAAAAUAUCAAAUAAUUCAAUGAAUCUCAAAGAAAAACAUAUGCUUAUUGAGCAUCUGUUAGAUAUGUUAAAACUCACAAAUGCCAAACAAACCAAAUGUGCAAGACUAUCUGGUGGUCAAAAGAAGCGAUUAUCAAUUGCGUUAGAAUUAAUUGAUAAUCCGCCUGUUCUGUUCUUGGAUGAACCAACAACAGGUUUAGAUAGUUCAUCAUCAUUUGAUACGAUAACCCUUUUGGAAGAGCUUGCCAGUGAAGGACGCACAAUUGUUUGCACAAUUCAUCAACCCUCAUCAACUGUUUAUAAUAUUUUCAAACAAAUUUAUGUCUUAGAUAAAGGCAAAUGUGCCUAUCAAGGCUCACCUCAAAAUACAGUACAAUACCUUCGUAGUUUAGGUUUGAAUUGUCCCGAAUAUCAUAAUCCUGCAGAUUAUUUACUUGAAGUUGUUUCUGGUGAAUAUGGAGACUUUUCAGCUGAACUUAUUGAAGCAGCACAAAAUAAAGUAUGGCAAUACGAUGCAAUUGAAGACGUCGAAAAUAUGGACAGUGUACAGCUAAUUAAAAUGAAUGAAGCUGUCGAAUCUGGCCAAAAACGAUGGCCAUCAAUUGAAUCAACCAAACACAUUUACCCACCUCCUGAAUGGGUUAAGCUAUGGCUACUCAUUGGAAGGUGUCAUGUUCAGUUCUUUAGAGAUUGGACGGUGACGUAUUUGAAACUGGCUAUGCACAUUAUGUGUGCGAUACUAAUUGGACUGCUUUAUGGGGAUUCAGGAUCAAAUGCAACAAAAGCGAUUUCAAAUGUUGGACUUUUCAUUUUUGGAAUUGCCUACUUAUGGUACACGACCAUGAUGCCUGGAGUAGUAAGAUUUCCAUUGGAAAUUGAAACAAUAAAAAAGGAAACGUUUAACAACUGGUACAAACUUAAAACCUACUACCUGGCAACUGUGAUAACGUCAACACCAGUUCAUAUAAUAUUUUCAUCAGUCUUUUCUACGAUACUAUAUUUAAUGACGGAUCAACCAUUCGAAUUGGAGAGAUUUGUUAAAUUCGUUCUAACAUUGAUAAUAAUGACAAUAGUUGCUGAUGGAUUUGGUGUUUUGCUUGGAACAGUACUCGAUCCUAUUAAUGGAACAUUUAUUGGCGCCGUUAUGACUUGCUAUAUGAUUAUUUACUCCGGAUUUCUAAUUCUUUUCACUCAUAUGUCAUCAAUUAUGAGAGCAGUCUCGUAUACUUCAGCUCAUCGAUAUGCUUUGGAGAGUUUGAUACUUUCCGUUUAUGAUAAUGGAAGAGUUGACAUGAAGUGUCCACCAAAUGUUAUGUAUUGUCAUUUUAAAAGCGCAGAUAUAAUUCUCAAGAAUCUCGGAAUGUCAGAAUCGAAUUAUGGUUUCAACGUUGGAAUGUUGUUUCUGCAAUUGGUUGCUUUCAAGUGUUUAGCAUAUUUCACACUACGCCGAAAACUAUUCUCUCAAUGAUACAGAACGAACAAAUAAAAUAGUUUAUAAAAAUAGAAUAAAGUAGGGACAUAAUUUAUAACUAAAUGUAAAUAGUUUUUUUUUAUUAUUUACUUCAAUUUGCUAAAUGUAAAAAAUGCACAAAAUAUUAUUGUGGAGUGUGAUAUUUAAUUUUAAGAAUAAGAAUUUAUAUGCGGUUUCAUGUUUAAUUAAUGAAACAAUUUACAUUUAUGUAAUUUGGUAUACAAUUUAUUACAUAAGUGCAUGCCUAUUUGUUGCCAAAUUUGGAAUUUGAUAUUUAUUACUAGAGAAUUAUUGAAUAAAAUAAUAUUUCUACA